AUGAAGGAGUUUGCGUUUUAUAGACAGAGCCAGUUAUCCGUGCUUCAGAGGGAAGGGAGAAGCUCCGCAAGCUUAGACCAAUGUUCGUGGGACGAUCUGGCGUACGAAAGGGAGAUACAUCAGUGUCAGCGAGGUUGCAGGAGGUGUAAAGCGGAGUCGCAGUACGAAGACUGUCGCAUCGAAAAGGGGCAAGAGGACGAACAAGCAGAAGACAAGGAGCCAACGAGAUCCACCGCAGGUGUUUGGUCUGAGACUCACUUGAUCGGAUCCGAUUUUACACAUAAAAUUCUUGAGCUUUCCUCUGAGAGGGGACGCGUUCUUUCCACAAAUCGGCUACGAUGGGCUAGGAGCGGAACAGGUUGUAAAUGGAGAGUGGUGGAUAUGGAUGAAGCUUGCGAGCGGUUAUGUUGCAAGUGGUCCUUCGGGAGCCGGGGUUCUUCUAGUUGGAUGCCGAGGAGUGCCGGAGCCGAGCCCGAAGCGGGAAGCUGA
This is a messenger RNA of Puccinia graminis f. sp. tritici CRL 75-36-700-3, 489 nucleotides long. RefSeq lists its product as uncharacterized. The transcript is spliced from 2 exons. The record is from RefSeq and is a predicted model, not a curated record. Bases 1 to 489 code for a protein of 162 amino acids. NCBI's taxonomy places the organism in Eukaryota, Fungi, Basidiomycota, Pucciniomycetes, Pucciniales, Pucciniaceae.